Molecule: messenger RNA, 731 nt
Organism: Nicotiana tabacum (common tobacco)
Lineage: Eukaryota; Viridiplantae; Streptophyta; Magnoliopsida; Solanales; Solanaceae
Product: protein SPIRAL1-like 1
Biological process (GO): cortical microtubule organization
Cellular component (GO): cortical microtubule, transverse to long axis
Source: RefSeq, a predicted model, not a curated record
UAUCAAUUGGUUAUACCAAAAAACAAAAAACAAAAAAACAAAAAGGCAAAAGUACAUUCACUCCACUACUUGUCUACUUUCAUUAAAGGGUCUCUCUUCUACAGUCCCAAAAACACUGAUCUGAUCUGAAAGAAUCAAAGGUUGUUGCUGGAACUCUUUAACAAGAGAGAAUUGGAGAUAUGGGUCGUGGAGUCAGCUAUGGAGGAGGGCAAAGUUCACUGGGGUACUUAUUUGGGAGCGGUGAAGCGCCAAAAUCAACCACGGAAAGUGCCCAAGCUGUUCAAAGUGAAGGACAGGCAAUAAAUAAAGAGCCAGCUUCAAAGCCUGCUGUUUCUGCUCCAGUUGAUGCUGCUAAGCAGAUUCCUGCUGGUAUUCAGAGCACCCACUCAUUUAACCAUUUCAGGAGAGAUGGUCAAAACACAGGCAACUUUAUCACGGACCGACCAUCUACCAAAGUCCAUGCUGCUCCUGGAGGUGGAUCUUCUUUGGGAUAUCUCUUUGGCGAUGGCAGCAGCUAAGCAAUUCUCCAAUCUACAGUUGGAUAAUUAUCUUAUUGUUUCUUUACCUUUUGUCUUUCGACUAUGUUGUAAUUGUAAUUGCGAGUAUUUCAGGUUGUUGUGAAGUGUUAAUUGGAUAAACUUCCGUCUAAAGUCCCAGUUGACACUUGAAACUAAAGUUACUACUAUCUAAUGUAAUAUGUGACUUUUGUUGAUUGAUCAUUUGAUUUAACA